Messenger RNA from Nezara viridula (southern green stink bug), 1194 nucleotides. NCBI's taxonomy places the organism in Eukaryota, Metazoa, Arthropoda, Insecta, Hemiptera, Pentatomidae. The record is from the annotation of a GenBank genome assembly.
AUGUCCUACAGAGAUUUGAGAAAUUUUACUGAAAUGAUAAGAUCCUUGGGAUUCGUUAGACUUGUAUCCAUGGAAAAUUUUAGAACCCCUAACUUCAACUUGGUUGCUGAUAUACUAAUCUGGUUAAUAAAAAGGUUUGAUCCAGAAGCAAAUAUACAUGAAGAAUAUACAUCAGAGCAAGACAGAGUUCUUCUUGUAAGAUCAGCAGCAGAGUUUAUGGCUUUAAGAGCUAAUUUAAUUCUAAACACUAAACGCUUAUACCAGGCAGAUGGUUUCUCAGUUAAAGAAUUAUUAAAAAUUGCAACUCUUUUGUACCAAGCUCAACAAGCUAAUAUUGAUGAUGAACAAAAUUUAAAUAGACCUGCUACUGAUAUGAUCGACAUUAAUUCACAUAUUGAAGAAUUGAAGUUGUCAAGGGAACUUGCCACCCAAGUUACUACAAAAGGCGCAUCAAUCUAUGAAAGUUUGGGAAAGGAAGUUGAACUAAAAGAAGAAAGGUAUCAAAGUGUUAGUAAUUUUCUUGAAUUAAAUAAAGUUGAAAAGGCUUUAAAAGAGACAAAUUUUGCCACAAAACAGAAUAUAGAGAGUACAAAAGGAUUUAUAGAAAAUGUUGCAGCUACAGAAAAUAGUCUAGAUUCAAAAAUUGAAAAGAAAAAGAGUGAAUUAGAAAGGAAUCAGAAGAGACUUCAGACUUUAAAGAAAGUGAGACCAGCAUUUCUUGAAGAAUUUGAAAAGUUAGAAGUUGAUUUACAAAUGCUCUAUAAGGAUUACAUAAAUAAAACAAGAUGUUUAUGUUAUUUAGAACAAGUACAAGAAGAAAAUGCUAUUGCAGAACAAGAAAGAAUGUUUAAAAGACAGAGAGAAACUCGUAAAAUGAUGGAGGAAUUACAAUUAGAAGACGCAAGAAAGUUAAUGGAAGAUGAUGAAAGCCUUGAUGUUCUAGCUGAUAAUGUACCACAGAAAGCAGUUGGACGGUUAAGAACUGCAACAGCAGCUAGAGCGCGUCUUGCAACUGGGAGAAAAAAAGUAUACGGAGGAAUGAAUGCUGAUGAUGACAGUAACAGUUUAGAUUCUGAUUCAGAGUUCUUUUUAGAUGAUGUUGAUGGUGAAGAUUCAUCUAUCCUUGGAAGUAAUGAUGAUUUAAAAGGAAUAGCUUCUGAAUCGAAAUCUGACCAAAGUGACGACGAUUUCUGA